AUGAUUGGGACGACGGGUCCUGGGAUUGAGCUGCGGCCGAAAGGUCCGUCAGAAGAAGAACUAAUCUUCCUCCUCGAAAAGCAGGACGCCAUCCUCGAGACGUUAAUGGCCGAUGUGGGCGCGUGUCGUGGUGAGGUCGAAAAGCUGAGGAGCGAGAAUAUCUUAAUGCAACGCGAGGCGAGCUCGUCAAAGGAUGGGCAGCAUCAGACCAGCCAGCAACUCCACGAGGUCACCACGCAGCUUGAGCAGCAGAGGGCGCAAAAUGUUCAGCUACAAGCGGAAAUUUCCGAGUUGAGAAGCGACUCGACUUUCCUCAACCCGGUCGCCAGAAUUUUGCAAUUUGAGGAAAGGAUUAGAGAAUUGGAAUUCACCGUCGAGCGCCAAAAGCGAGCCCUCGAAUCGCAAAAGCACGAGCUGGCCGAGGAGACGCGUCAGAAGGAGGAGACGCGCAAGGAGCUGGAGAAAGCUUGGGCCGACCGAAAGGAACUUGCCGCCACGCUGAACUCCAAAAUGGAGCACAACACCAAGAAGGAGGCCAGGGAUCGGCUCGAAUUACUUGAAAAAUCCGGAAAACUCGAAGAGCGGGUGGCACGGCUGACGGCGGAGAAUGAGGUUCUCAAGCAGCGCGCCGAUCUAUUCGAGGCGCACAACGGAAAGCUGGCCGCGGAAAUUAAUGAUGCAAAAAAGGAGCGUCUCGUACUGCUAUCCCGCAAUGAGGUGCUCAACGAGGAAAAUAUGACGUUACGAACAAAGGUGCUAAAGUUAGGCAACGUCUCGAACACGGGGGAAACGUCGAAAGAAGUGGCUGCCCUCCAAAAACUGGUCGGCGACCAGGCCCAUUUGAAUUCUGCGUUGCGGGAAGAAUGCCGGUUGUUGACGGACAAGAUUGAUGCCGAGAGGAGGCAUUUUAGAUCCGAAUCAAAAGCCCUGAGAAAGGAGAAGCGAGACCUGGAGCUCCGUCUCGAACGCCUUCUCAUGAUCGGGGAUAUUGAUACGAAUAAAUCU
Molecule: messenger RNA, 1005 nt
Organism: Mesorhabditis spiculigera
Lineage: Eukaryota; Metazoa; Nematoda; Chromadorea; Rhabditida; Rhabditidae
Source: the annotation of a GenBank genome assembly